GUUUUAUCUGAUUGUGUCUUUAGCUUGCAAUUUAUAAUUAAUUUAGCACACUUCUGUUUCCGCAUAUCAGUCAUCUUAAAAGCUUACACAUUUUACAACCUUUGCGAGACUUACCGGCUUCUUCGGUGUUCGAUAGCUUCAGAAUAAAGACUUCAUAGUUGGUUGUUGUUACACACGUUUUAUUAAUCGGAAUCCAAUGCGACGCACCGCGCAUUGAAUUGACAUUCUUUUGGAUAUUUUUUGAGCAGUCGAUAGACAUUUAAACAAACGAUGCUUAUAAGUUUGGAUUCAAAAUCAAAUAUUACAACAAAUUUAAAAGUGGAAGUUAGACUCAUUGAAUUAUGAAGUGGAGAAACCGAAUUCAAGGGAAAAGUUGUGUAUUUGUUAGUUAAAAAGUGUCUUUAUAUUUUAGAGAAGAAAAGAAUGCAGACAAUUUAAAGUUGUGCCAUGGACUAUUGGACGAAAAUGGAAGUACAACUUCUUUUGGUGGUGGUGGUGAUUAUUUUUGGAUUCUUACCGCCUACAAAUGCUACUCCUGUCCAAAAAGGAAAAGAAGAAGCAGCAAAACCUGAACAAACAAUGAGCAUUGGUCCAUGCAAAUGGAUUAUCAGCCGACAAUGUCCCGAUGAUGAUGUUAAAUUUUAUUUAUUUACUCGACAAAAUAUGAUGGAUCGCCAAAGAAUUUAUAUUGAUAAAACUUUAGAAAAAUCAAAUAUUAGCCAAUCAUUUUUUAAUCCAGAUCAUCCAACUAAAAUUAUUAUUCAUGGCUAUAAUUCGAAUAUGUUUUUAGAUAUGUUAUUUGAGAUGAAAGAUGAAUAUUUACAAAAAGGUGAAUACAACAUUAUAUAUGUUGACUGGAGUGUCCUUGGUCCUGGCCCAUGUUAUUUCAGUGCUGCUCAGAAUACAAAACAUGGCGGAGCUUGUACCGCACAAUUAGUCGAAAGGAUUUUGGAUAUGGGAUCAGGAGAUGUUCAUGUAAUAGGGUUUUCACUUGGAGCUCAAUUGGCAAAUUAUAUUGCUAGAAAUUUAGGAUUCUUUUUGCUUCCCCGGAUAACUGGUCUUGAUCCAGCUUUGCCAUUAUUCAUAACUUCGUCAACAGAUGAUAAACUUGAUGCUACUGAUGCUGAAUUUGUUGAUGUAAUUCACACAAAUGCCUUUGUCCAGGGAAAGUUGGAAAGGUGUGGUCAUCUAGAUUUUUAUAUGAAUGGUGGAAUAUAUCAACCUGGUUGCUCAGGAAACAUUUUUGCAUGCAGCCAUCAGCGAGCACCAGCUUAUUUCUUAGAAUCAAUUCGUUCUACAAAAGGUUUUUGGGGUUGGGCAUGCAGCUCAUACAUUUCGUAUUUACUAGGAUUUUGUCCACCAACAAAUUAUCUUGUUGAAGCUGGUGAAAAUGCAAAUCCAAUGUAUAAUGGAUUUUUCCUAAUAACAACUUCGAAUUCAACUCCAUUUGCUUUGGGGAAAUGGACAGAUUUGCCUGAUAGAACCAAAAAUACUUAUACACUGUCACAAAAGCCUGUAACUCGACAUAGUCCUUUGUUAAAAGAAGUUGACGAAUGGGGAAAGUUAGAAGGAAAUUUCAAUAAUAUUAUGAAUUUUCCAACUCCUUAUUCACAAGACCCUAAUGGAGAGACAUGGCCAUAUUUUGGACGAUCUGGAACGAAGGAAAUCACCCAGGAAUUAAAGGAACCAAUUUCUGAUAGUUCGACAGUAAGAACAAUAAAUAAAAAUAAUAGACAAAAUUUACGCACAAAAAAUCGUCACAAGGAAAAUAAAGUAACGAAUGAUGAUGAUGGUGGAGUUUGGCCAUCGUACAGAAGGAACCUUACAAUGGGCUUUAUAGAUAAAAGUGUAUUUCAAGUGCCUAAAUUAAACAGUAGUUAA
This is a messenger RNA of Episyrphus balteatus (marmalade hoverfly), 1881 nucleotides long. RefSeq names its product pancreatic triacylglycerol lipase-like. Gene Ontology annotation, biological process: lipid metabolic process. Gene Ontology annotation, molecular function: lipase activity. The record is from RefSeq and is a predicted model, not a curated record. The transcript is spliced from 5 exons. Lineage: Eukaryota; Metazoa; Arthropoda; Insecta; Diptera; Syrphidae. The coding region runs from base 448 to 1881 and encodes 477 amino acids.